UUAACCAACCAACACUCUCACCCAACCAAACGCCCUCAAUUCGGCUGAAUUCCUUUUUGGGUUUUUGGCCGUCCGCUUAAAGGAACAGAAAGCUUUUGGUAGCAAUCAAUGGUAAAGUCCUAAAAGAACACACACCCAUAUCCCAAAAGUGGAAACCAGAUUCUGAGUUUGUUCACAUUAUUAAAUGCUCUUCUCCAUCCCCUCCAUUUCUAUUCAAAUUUCAAACCCGAUAUCCCUCUUCUUCUUCUUCUUCAUACCUUUCGUUAUCUUCUUUCUUCCCUUCUUUCUUUCUGUCUCUAUACAAACCUUUCAGUCACUUGCUCUUCUUUUACAAAUGGAGAUUGAGAAACGAAAUUCAGAGAAGUGGUUAAUUUUCUGAGUUAAUUUGUGAAGGGUGUAAAAAUAAUACUCAAAAGGGGUUUUCGAAAUGAGUACGGCUAGGUUCAUCAAGUGCGUUACUGUUGGCGAUGGGGCUGUGGGGAAGACUUGUAUGCUCAUCUCUUACACUAGCAACACUUUCCCAACUGACUAUGUGCCCACAGUUUUUGAUAAUUUCAGUGCUAAUGUGAUGGUGGAUGGCAGCACCGUCAACCUGGGGCUUUGGGACACUGCUGGACAGGAAGAUUACAAUAGGCUGAGGCCUUUGAGUUAUAGAGGUGCAGAUGUGUUUCUGUUGGCAUUUUCUCUAAUCAGCAAAGCUAGCUAUGAAAAUAUCUCCAAGAAGUGGAUCCCGGAGCUGCGACAUUAUGCCCCUACUGUGCCAAUUGUUCUCGUCGGAACCAAACUUGAUUUAAGGGACGACAAGCAAUUUCUGACUAGCCAUCCCGGUGCUGUACCGAUAACGACGGCCCAGGGUGAAGAACUGAAGAAAUCAAUUGGUGCUGCUGUUUACAUAGAAUGCAGCUCCAAAACUCAGCAGAAUGUCAAGGCUGUGUUUGAUGCUGCUAUCAAGGUUGUUCUACAGCCACCCAAACCAAAGAGAAAGCGAAGAAAGGCCAGAAAAUGUGUGUUUCUUUGAGUUGGAUUUCAUGUCACACUGUUUUUUCUCGAGGGAAACUUGGCUUCCUCUUCCAAAUUAUGAUGCUCAGUCACUUCUGAUCUUGCUCAUUGUACUUGCUUUUUAUAUUAAUCUUCUUGUUUAAUAUGAAAGAGCUGAUGUUUGUAUACUUCCAAAGAAUAUAUAAUAUAUAAAUACAUGAAGUUUCCAUUGUCUAA
Cucumis melo (muskmelon) is the source of this 1215-nucleotide messenger RNA. Its product is annotated as rac-like GTP-binding protein RAC2. Lineage: Eukaryota; Viridiplantae; Streptophyta; Magnoliopsida; Cucurbitales; Cucurbitaceae. Gene Ontology annotation, cellular component: cytoskeleton; nucleus; cytoplasmic vesicle. Gene Ontology annotation, biological process: regulation of cell shape; establishment or maintenance of cell polarity; actin filament organization. The transcript has 7 exons. Bases 428 to 1018 code for a protein of 196 amino acids. The record is from RefSeq and is a predicted model, not a curated record. Gene Ontology annotation, molecular function: protein kinase binding; GTP binding; GTPase activity.